AUGGAUCAAGUAAACGUGACCGCUAACGCAACGAGCAACGCGACAGGCGUCAACGAUGAAGAAUGGACGGACUCGGUGGUGUUCAAGAUACGGACGGCCGUCUUGCUGCUUAUCGUCAUCAUGGCCGUGCUAGGCAAUAUGCUGGUCAUCGUCAGUGUUAUGAGGCACAGGAAACUCCGCGUUAUAACAAACUACUUCGUGGUAUCUCUAGCAUUUGCUGACAUUCUGGUAGCGAUGGUGGUCAUGCCGUUCAACUUCAGCGUGCAAUUUUACAACGAGUGGAUUUUCGGUACCGUCAUAUGCGACCUCUGGAAUUCAUCGGAUGUCUAUUUCACUUCGACAUCAAUAUUACAUCUCUGCUGUAUAUCUGUUGAUAGAUAUUACGCUAUUGUGAAGCCUUUGAAGUACCCUAUUAAAAUGACUAAGAAGAUGGCGUUUGUCAUGUUAGCCGCGACGUGGCUCAGUCCCAUAACAAUAUCAUACGCACCCAUCUUCAUGGGCUGGUAUACCACCAGUGAAUACAUCAGAACUAGAGCGCAGAACCAAUGCGAGUUCAAAGUGAAUAAACCCUACGCUGUAAUAUCUAGCUCAAUAUCGUUUUGGAUACCGUGUACAAUCAUGAUAUUUACUUAUCUAGCUAUAUUUAAAGAAGCGAAUCGACAGGAGAAAGCGCUCCACGCGAGAGCGGGUAAUGCAAUGUUGAUGCAUCGGCAUUCUAGAGAAGUGGGGGAUAAAAACGGCGCUCUACAUAUCAACGCUACAACACCAACUAAAGAUAGGAAUAUCCUCAAGAUGAAGAGAGAACAUAAAGCCGCCAGAACAUUAGGCAUCAUCAUGGGUGCUUUCAUCCUCUGCUGGCUCCCGUUCUUCCUCUUCUACUUGUCCACCUCCCUGUGCGACACCUGUGAAUACCCCGAAGUAUUGACUGUUAUCAUGUUUUGGACUGGUUACUUCAAUUCCGCGUUGAACCCGAUCAUCUACGCGUACUUCAAUAGAGAUUUCAGAAAUGCAUUCAAGAAUACUCUAGCUUGUGCGUUCUGUAGUUUCUGCCGGCGGAAUUCGUUGGAUUCCGACGCGCUGGAAAGACUGGACCGACGCGGUUCAGCGCAAUUGAGAGUGCCAAUCCCAUCAAGAAGACAAUCUGAUCUAGCGUCCCUUUGA
This is a messenger RNA of Leptosia nina, 1161 nucleotides long. The record is from the annotation of a GenBank genome assembly. Lineage: Eukaryota; Metazoa; Arthropoda; Insecta; Lepidoptera; Pieridae.